AUGAAUUAUAAUAUUAUUAAACAUCCAAAAAAAAUUAAGCGUUUACUAUUGCCUUGUUACGGUCGUAGUAAUUUCCAUGUUUUGGGAAUAGAAAGCAGUUGCGAUGAUACCGGGGCCAGUGUUGUUAAUGAUUCGGGAAAAGUUUUAGGAGAAAGUCAUUGUUCUCAAUCUGUAAUACAUGUAGAAGCAGGUGGAAUAUUGCCACACGUUGCCUCAGCAUUACAUAAAAAUAAUUUAAAACAUGUUGUAAAUUCAGCUAUGUUGCAAAGUAAAUUGAAAUUUGAAAAUCUCGAUGUGAUUGCUGUGACAGUCAAACCUGGAUUAAUUUUAUCAUUAACAGAAGGUGUAAAUUAUGCCAAGAAUCUGUGUACUUUGUACAACAAACCAUUAAUACCUAUUCAUCAUAUGGAAGCUCAUGCAUUGACUGUUAGAAUAAUCGAUGAAGUAAAAUUUCCAUUUUUAGUUUUUUUAUUAUCAGGAGGUCACUGCAUUUUAGCUCUGGCAAAUUCUGUAAGAAAAUUUUAUAAACUAGGAGAUUCAAAUGAUAAUAGUCCAGGACAAGUUUUUGACAAAAUUGCAAGAAGAGCCAAACUCAUAAAUUUAAAUGAAUUAAAGGGACUAGUUGGUGGAGCGGCUAUCGAAAAGGCUGCCAAAACAGGAAAUCCUACAGCAAUCCCUUUUUCCCAAACAACUUUAAAAAGUCAAAAAAAUUGCAACUUUAGUUUCAGUGGAUAUAUAACAUCUGCCUAUAAUUACAUUCAAUCCCAAGAAAUAAAUUUAAACCUUUCACCUGAUGCUGUCAUUCCUGACAUAAAUGAUUUUUGUGCAAGUUUUCAAUGGAGCCUAACAACACAUUUAUGUCAACGCUUAGAAAUGGCAAUAAAAUAUGUGGAGGAAAGAAAAUUAUUAAAUGAAGAUGAGAAACGUUUGGUAGUGUCAGGUGGAGUAGCAUCCAACUCACUGAUUAAAAAUGCCUUGAAAUUUGUAUGCAAUCAUUAUAAUUACAAAAUAUUUAUUCCACCUCCUAGACUUUGUACUGAUAAUGGAGUUAUGAUUGCUUGGAAUGGGGUAGAACUUUUAAAAGAAAAUUUCAAAAUGAUUUAUCCUCAUGAAUUACAAUCUAUCGAACCUCAAGCAAACCCUUUUGGAGAAGACAUAUCAGAUGACGUGGCCAAUGUUAUGAAAAAUUUUACCUUUUCAAAAUCUUCCAAGGUUAAAUUGCAAAAAUUUAUUGAAAAUGCUCCAAAUUCAAAUCUAUAA
Pediculus humanus corporis (human body louse) is the source of this 1260-nucleotide messenger RNA. RefSeq lists its product as uncharacterized. The record is from RefSeq and is a predicted model, not a curated record. Gene Ontology annotation, biological process: tRNA threonylcarbamoyladenosine modification. The transcript has 7 exons. The coding region runs from base 1 to 1260 and encodes 419 amino acids. Lineage: Eukaryota; Metazoa; Arthropoda; Insecta; Psocodea; Pediculidae. Gene Ontology annotation, cellular component: mitochondrion.